Messenger RNA from Musa acuminata AAA Group (dessert banana), 498 nucleotides. RefSeq names its product probable methyltransferase TCM_000168. The record is from RefSeq and is a predicted model, not a curated record. NCBI's taxonomy places the organism in Eukaryota, Viridiplantae, Streptophyta, Magnoliopsida, Zingiberales, Musaceae. Gene Ontology annotation, biological process: methylation. The coding region runs from base 1 to 498 and encodes 165 amino acids. Gene Ontology annotation, molecular function: S-adenosylmethionine-dependent methyltransferase activity. The transcript is spliced from 2 exons.
AUGUCUGCACCACAAACAACGGACGCCCACAAAGCUAAGUUCCUUUUUCGAGGAAUCACUUUGCAUUAUUGUGAAUGCGUGAAUAUACCCCUGAGAAGAUGGUGGUCGUCGACUUGGGUUGUUUCUCUGGCCCAAACACUCGGCGAUCCGGUCGUCGUGGUGGUCUCCGAGGUGCUCGACGUCAUUGGCGGCCUGCAGAGAAAUUACUUGGGACGUCAGGAGCCACCGGAGAUCCAGUUGUUCUCGAAUGACAGCCCAGGGAACGACUUCAAUUACGUUUUCCGGUCCCUGGGCGAGUACGAGCUGGGGAAGGUUGAGGAGGAGAAGGGGAAUCUGCAGGAGCCAUACUACGUGGUGGGAGUGCCGGGCUCCUUCCACGGCAGGCUGUUCCCAUCUCGGAGUGUCCACUUCUUUCCACUGUUCCAGCAGAUCUCAACAGGUUCUCUCAUGUUGCCCUCCUCUUACUCAUCUCAAUCGCCGCCUUUUCUUCCAUCUUGA